ACCACUUUUUCUGCAGCUUGUUGUUAAUGUGCUCUAUUAUCGAUAAUGGUACUGGAGCGUGUCCCACAACCUAACAAUUAGCCCUCGUCAAACCAACCCAACCACAUGCGGUCCCGGGCAAUUCAGGGAAUAACUUUACUGCCCCUCCAAACAAUUUUAUCAGCCUUCAAUCUUUCGGGGUUGAAUAUUUCGCACUCAGCACCACCACCAACUACGAAAACCGUCGCGCGACAACGGUUUUUUUUUUGUUUUGUUUUUUUCGUCCUUAACAUUUCAAUAUAAUAAUAGGUCGAUAUUACAAGCAGUCAAUAUGGCUGAAUACGAUCUCCUACCCAAGCUUAUUGGGCACCUCGACCGUCAUCUUGUGUUUCCCCUCCUCGAGUUCGCAGCUGGUCAACUCCCUGAAGACGCCGACGAUGCUGCAGUCCUCGCUAUCACCAAGGCCAAAUAUGAACUUCUUAAAACCACCAAUAUGACCGAUUUCGUCGGAAAUUUGAAGGCAGAACUCGAAGGUCUGGACCAACCACCGGCAGAGUUUAACGAUAAGCGACAGAAAGUUAUCUCGCGCCUGGAACAAUUUGAGGAGAGCACCAGCAAGCUUGUUGAUUUGCUGGGCCGCGAAGAUGUUGUUGGGAAUCUGCGCAGCGACAAGGUUGCUAACCUUGAGUUCUUGAAAAACGAUCACGAUGUCACCAUCGAGAUGGUCAACGCGCUCUAUGACUUUGGUAACUUCCAGUACAGCUGUGGCAACUACGCUGCCGCCGCCGACCUCUUAUACCAGUUCCGUGUUCUUUCUACCGAUAAUGACAAGGUUGCUGCUGCAACUUGGGGAAAGUUUGCAUCCGAAAUUCUGACCACGAACUGGGAAGGUAGCGUGGAGGAACUAAACAAGGUUAAGGAGAACAUCGACACGAAGCUCUUUAACAACCCCUUAGCCCAAUUGAGCCAACGUACCUGGCUUAUCCACUGGGCAUUGUUCCCUCUUUUCAACGACGACCACACUCGUGACACGAUCCUGGAUCUUUUCUUCAGCCCCGCUUACAUCAACACCAUCCAGACCAGCUGCCCUUGGAUUCUUCGUUACCUCACCGCCGCCGUUAUCACAGGCCGCAGUCGAGCAAGGAACUCUGGCCAGUACCAGAAGCAGCUGAAGGAUAUCAUUCGUAUCGUUAAGCAAGAGGCCUAUGAGUACAGCGAUCCUGUGACCGACUUUGUGCGAGCGCUUUACAUCGAUUUCGAUUUCGAGGAAGCGCAACGGCAGCUUUCGCUUGCUGAGGAGAUCCUCCGGUCUGACUUCUUCCUUUUCUCGACCGCCGAUGUCUUUGUCGACGCUGCACGACAUCUUAUCUCGGAGAGCUACUGCAAGAUUCACGCUCGUAUCGAUAUCAAGGACUUGAGUGCCCGUCUCGGUCUCGGCGAGGAUGAGGGCGAGAAGUGGAUCGUGAACCUGAUCCGCGAUACCAGAGUCGAUGCCAAGAUUGACUAUAAGGAGGGCACCGUCGUUAUGAAUCACCCGCCGAGCUCUGUUUAUCAGCAAGUCAUCGAGCGAACUAAGGGGGGCUUCUUCCGCACGCAGGUACUCAAUGCAGCCGUCGCAAGAUAGCGUAUUGUGUGAGACAUGAUGAUUACCAAUGGAUACCCAUUAAAAUUAGACAUGAUAAUGCGCGUGCAUGGACCAAAGGCGAGAGCGAGAAGAGCAAAAGGAUCCAUGGGGCUUAUAUCGACGGGCAUGCAUCAACGGCGUUUUGGGGGUUUCUGGUACAGCUAAGUGCACUUGGCGGUAGAUCUGUUAAGGUAGCAUGGAUUUACACAAAAUAGUUGUUUUUAUUCGAAUUCCCUUCCCAGUCGCUCACCGUAUCAGAUGUGAUGUGCUGAAGCUUGGAGACUUCCAAUUACAUAGCACGUAAGGUACCUAGGUAGGUAGGUAAUGUACCUGACGACGUCAUUUGUAUACCACAGUCAAUAACUACUUCCGCUUAACCAGUUUAAACUUCGGCUUAAAACGAAUCUCAAAUCGAUAUUAGGUAUGAUAUAUCACG
Daldinia caldariorum is the source of this 2039-nucleotide messenger RNA. Its product is annotated as putative eukaryotic translation initiation factor 3 subunit 6. Lineage: Eukaryota; Fungi; Ascomycota; Sordariomycetes; Xylariales; Hypoxylaceae. The record is from RefSeq and is a predicted model, not a curated record. The transcript is spliced from 2 exons. Gene Ontology annotation, biological process: translational initiation. Gene Ontology annotation, molecular function: translation initiation factor activity. Gene Ontology annotation, cellular component: nucleus; cytoplasm; eukaryotic translation initiation factor 3 complex. The coding region runs from base 311 to 1603 and encodes 430 amino acids.